AUGCAGCAAUCUGCUGCCUUCGGAGGGCUUGCUGCAGCCCCAGCAGCAGCUGCAGCAGCAACGCCUACAGCAGCAGCAACGCCAGAUGCUGCUGUAGCAGUACCUGCAGCCGCUGCAGCAGAUGCAAUACCUGCAGCAGUAGACCCAGAAAUUGCUUCUGCUGCUGCAGCACCUGUAGCAGCAGAACCUGCAGCAGCAACACCUACAACAGCAGCAGCAGUAGCCCCUACACCAGCAGCAGCAGCAGCACCAGAAGCAGCAGCACCUGCUGCAGCAGGCUGGACAAGUGAUGCAGCAGCAGCAGCAGCUCCGCAUGCGUCAGCAGUCCCUGCAGCGGUAGGAGGAGCAGCAGCAGGAGGAACAGCAUCAGCAACAGUAGCAGCAGCAGCAGCAGCAGCUGCUGCUGCUGCAGAUACUUCGACAGCCGUAUCUCCAAGUAGCGGUGAAAGGGAGCUCCCCAAUUGCAGCCCGAACAGCAGCAGCAGCAGCAGCAGCAGCAGCAGCAGCAGCAGCAGCAGUAACAGCAGCAGCAGCAACAACAACAACAGCAACAGCAACAGCAAUAAAGGGAGCAGCAAUGCAGCAGCAGCAAGAAGAGCAGCACUAGGUGUCCGCUACAGCAGCAGCAGCGGCGCUUGGUGCUGCUGCUGGUUAGAUGCAUUAAAUAAACAUAAAUAUAAAUAUUUUAGGGUUAGAGACUUUGGUGAUGAACAGGCUCGGCUGCUGGCAGAGAAGUAUUGGAAUGCGAAGGUUGCCGGUGGCGAUGCAGAGCAGCAGCAGGUGCAGCAGCAGCAGCAACAGCAGCAGCAGUUGCUGCAGCAGCAGCAACAACAACAACAGCAACAGCAACAACAACAACAGCAGCAGCAGCAGCAGCAAGGUGGCGAAUCCCCGAUAUCUGGCGAUACUUCAUCUGUUUCGGGUGUAUCUGCAGCAACAGCAACAGCAGCAGGUGCAGCAGCAGCAGCAAAUGCUGCAACUACCCCAUCUACAGCAGCAGGAGGAGGAGCAGCAGCAAGCCCAGCAGCAACCCCAGCACCAUCUACUGCAGCAACAACAGCAACAACAACAACUGCUGCUGCUGCUGCAUCCCCUGCAGGAACAGCAUCAGGAACAGGAGCCCCAUCAGCCCCAUCAGCAGGAGCAGCAGCAGGAGCAGCAGCAGCAGCAGCAGCAGCAGAAGGUGAAUUACCUGAAGGUGUAUACUUACGAGGAUCAGGAACAAAUGCAUCUUGGAUAUGUCGAUGGUAUGGCCCAACAAUGGCCCGUGAAUUAGCGUUACGAUUUCGGCAGCAACUGAAGGAUGCAGAGGCAGCAGAGGAGAGCAGCAGCAGCAGCAGCGGCAGCAGCAGCAGCAGCAGUACGAGUUCUGCAGCAGCAGCAGCAGCAGCGGCAGCAACUCCUGACACAGAAGUUCUCUUCACCUCGGACCCAGACGACGUUGAAACUACCGCCAACAGCAGCAGCAGCAGCAGCAGCAGCAGCAACAGCAGCAACAGCAGCAACAGCAGCAGCAGCAGCAGUUGCUGCUGCGGUCUCCGUUUUGAUGCAGAAGGAGUAAGAUGGAUAUGCUGGUGGCGUGUAGGUGCAGCAGCAGCAGCAGCAGCAUUUGUUGUAGGUCGUUACCCUUUUGCUGUUGCUAAGAGGAAGGCUGCUGCUGCCUUCCAGUCCCGUGUCUUAGAGCUGCAGAUUGCAUGCGGCUGCAGCGGCAGUGUAAGGGUAAAGAAGCUGCCUCCUGCUGCUGCUGCUGCUGCACAAGCUGCAGCAGCAGCAGCACAAGCUGCAGAAGAAGAACAGCAGCAGCAGCAGCAGCAGCAGCAGCUGGAUUCGCUCUCGCCUGAUGGGACGCCAAGGAGCAACUCUUUGGGGUUUAAGGGGCUGAAGGACCCCACUGCAGCAGCAGCAGCAGCAACAGCAGCAGCAGCAGCAACAACAAAGACACCUCUUGUUAUUCCUCCUUUUCUGCAGCAAAUGCCGCAAAGUUUUGUUGCUGAAGUUGUUGCAAUAGCAACGGGUGGCGGAUUUGCUGCUGCUGCUGCUGCAGUAGGGGCAGAAGAUGCUGCUGCUGCUGCUGCUGCUGCUGCUGCCCCGGUUACAGGGUUCUGCGGCCCUACAGUGCCUCUAGAGUCCCUCGACCCGUCUAGUGCAGCAGCAGCAGCAAUUGUGGAUGCUGCUGCUGCUGCAGGUGUUCGUGGCUGUGUCUUCUAUGAGGCCAGCAGCAGCAACAGCAGCAACAGCAGCAACAGCAGCAACAGCAGCAGCAACAACAAGAGCAGCAGCAGCAACAGCAACAGCAGCAGCAGCAGCAACAACAGCAACAGAGGAAAGUGGGUAGCAAGCUGGGUGUCUGAAGGUUAUACGCGCAGCAGAACAUUCCCUGUUGCUGCACUAACAGCAGCAGCAGUGGGUUGGACAGCAGCAGCAGCAGCAGCGCAACACAUGGCGGAGAUCUGGCUGCAGCUUAUCCUGUGCAAGGCAGCAGCAGGAACAGCAGCAGCAGCAACAACAACAACAACACCAACAGAGACCGCGAAUGACCAACAGCAGCAGCAGGAGCUGCUGCUGCAGCAUGUAAAGGACGAGCAGCAGCAGCAGGGUGUGCGACCCCCAGAUGCAGCAGCAGCAGCAGCAGGAGAUGGUGCAGCAGCACAAGAUUCUAUAACGACACCACCGCAUGCAGACACAACAAGCGCAUCAACUAAUGCACCAACAGCAGCGGCAGCAACAUCAGCAGCAACAGCAACAGCAGCAGCAGCAACAGCAGCAACAGAUACAUUUCAAGCCCUACAAGAGUACCUCAGCUGCUGCAGCAGCCGCCAUGGUUUGUCUUUUGCUGCAGAUAGAGGUCUAUGGGUAAUUGAUGCAUUAAAGGCGCUGCAGCCUGCUGCUGCUUCUGCUCCUGUAGCAGCAGCAGCAGCUGCUGCUGCUGCUGCUGCUACAGGAGCAGAAGCAACAGGCAAUACACUCACCUUCUGUGUACAGGCAUUAGGCUGGCAAGGAGCUCGUGCUGCUGCUAUCCGCUGCUUCGAUGAGCUAGCAGCAGCAGCAGCAGCAGCAGCAAAUGCAGCAAAUGCAGCAACUGGUACAGACAGUAGCAGCAGCAGCAGCAGCAGCAAAGAGGUUGCUCCUGCUGCUGCUGGUACAGCCUCAGCAACUGCUGCUGCGUCUCCUGCAGAGUCCAGGGCAAGCCCUGUGCCAUCCUCACCUCCACCUGCAACAGCAGCAGCACCAACAGGAGCAGCAGCAGCAGCAGGAGGGACGGGGAGUAGACAGCAGAGGGGUGGUGGGGGAGGCAGGCAGCAGCAGCAGCAGCUGCCGAGUCUUGAGGAACUUCUUGCUGCAGUGCAGCGGGUGGAUGUCCCUUGUGAUCCAGCAUCAGCAGCAACAGCAGCAACAGCAGCAACAGCAGCAGCAGCAGGUGGUGCGUGUCAGUACGCCCAAGCCGGUAGCAGUGACGGGUUGCCUACGAGCAGCAGCAGAAGCAGCAGCAACAACAGCAACAGCAGCAGCAGCAGCAGCAGCAGCAGCAGCUGGACCCUGCAGAACCUCUUUAGGCCUCAUCUUCGGUUUAGCCGCAGCACAGCAGCAGACGCAUUUAAGGGGGGAGCAUGGAGACUAGAGUGGCUGCAGCCGCGGCAGCAGCAGCAGCAGCAGCAGCAGCAGCAGGAGUUGCCGCUGCAGCAGGUGAGCUGGGCAGUGUAUGUACAGCAGGUGGGUGCCCAUGCUGCUUUGCUGCUAGCCCUUAAUCUAAAGCAGCAGAUAGAAGCAGCAGCAGCAGCAGCAACAGGACCUGAGGAGCUGCAGCAGCAGGUGCAGCAGCUGCUGCUGCAGUCUGUUGCACUGCAGCGGGAGUGUAUCAGCAGCAAAGGCAGCAGGAAGCAGCUGCCGCAGCAGCUGCAGCAGCUAGAGCAGCUGCUGCCUCCUAGUACGCUGCAGCAGGCGCAAGCAUUAAGAGAUAGAUGCAGCAGGAAGAGACAGGCAGCAGCAAAGGUUGCUCCUGCUGCUGCUGCUGCUCCUAAUGCUGCUGCUGCUGCUGCUGCUGCGUCUCCUGCUGCUUCGGUCGCAAAGUCCCCAGCCGCAUCACACUUGGCUUCGCCGCUUGUUGCUGCUGCAGCAGCAGCAGCUGUAGAUGCAGCAGGAGCUGCGCCUCUACCGCCUGCUGCAGCAGCAGCACCCCUAUCCUCAUCAGCAGCAGCAGCGGCAGCAGCAGCUGCUGCAGCGGCAGCUGCAGGAGGGCCUACACAGGUUGAUGCAGCUACGCUUGCUCUGCACCAGCGGUUGCUGCUGCUGCAGAGACAGCAGCAGCAGCAGCAACAACUGCUGCAGCAGCGGCAGCAGCAACAGCAUCUGCUGCUGCAGCGCCAGGCGCUGUCGCUGCAGCAGCAGCUGUCUCAAGAGCAGCUGCAGCAGCUGCUGCAGCUGAGGAAGCUGAGUGAACCCUCGCAGCAGCAGCAGCAGUAUUUGCUGCAGCAGCAACUGCUGCAACUCCACCUGCAGCAGCAGGCGCAGCAGCAAAAGCUGCUGCAGCCGGAGCAGCAGGCGCACAAGAAAGCAAAGGUAGAGGCGCCCGCUGCAGCAGCAGCAGCAGCAGGGAACAUGGGGAAGCCUCCAGAGGGGACAGUCAGUGCGCUGCAUCCCGCCCUGCUGCAGCAACAGCAGCAGCAGCAGCAGCAGCAGAUAGCCCUCUCGGCAUCGCUAGGUCAUGCAAACAGCAGCAGCAGCAGCAGCAGCAGCAGUAGUAGUAGUAGUAGUAGCCAAGCAGUUCCUGCCUCUCCUACAGCAGCAGCAGAGUAA
Molecule: messenger RNA, 4794 nt
Organism: Eimeria maxima
Lineage: Eukaryota; Apicomplexa; Conoidasida; Eucoccidiorida; Eimeriidae
Exons: 3
Coding region: 1-4794 (1597 amino acids)
Biological process (GO): regulation of DNA-templated transcription
Molecular function (GO): DNA-binding transcription factor activity
Source: RefSeq, a predicted model, not a curated record